Molecule: messenger RNA, 2803 nt
Organism: Microdochium trichocladiopsis
Lineage: Eukaryota; Fungi; Ascomycota; Sordariomycetes; Xylariales; Microdochiaceae
Exons: 5
Coding region: 351-2324 (657 amino acids)
Source: RefSeq, a predicted model, not a curated record
GUGUGAUUGUGGUGAAGCUUGGCUCUGUGUUGUCCCUCCAUACCUCCUGAAGCUAUGCUGCCAGAAAUAUGAUCUGUCUAGCCAGUACGCCAUUCCUUUAGAGGCUGCACCAGCUGCAGUCACACGAGCACUUCCCCAAAGCACCGGCGUGCUGACAAAAUUUCCACGACUGCCUUUGAGCAGCAACACGUCUCACUUGGUUCGCCUCAAGUUCUGCUUGCCCUCUUUGCGUAUCUCUUCCAUCGUAAUUUUCCCUCAUACAAAGGUUCCCAUCCCUUUCGUGUGUCUCAUGCGGCUCGCCACCUCGCUCUGACGCAGAUGUCAUAUGCGUUCGCCUGCCAUGCGACGACAUGCCCGCCCUAUCUGACGCGAGCCCUCUGUUUCAACCUGCCAAUGCGCGGGCGGUCCUCUCCGACGGUCAACAGGAGAUAUCAGUAAUCUGCGCCUGGCCGCUAUCUGGUCAAUACGGCGUCGGAUCACGUAUAUUAUACUACAUUCUGGUGGCAGCUUGCGUGCUGGCUCGAAAGUCGGAAUGGCUUCGUAAUGCAUGUCUUGCUGCUGCGCUGAUCUUUCCGGCAGUGGCCGCGCUGCAUGGUAUCACUCUUGCGGCACUGCACGUGGAUGGUGCUGUCGAUCUCGACAUAUACGGGGCCUUCCAAUUAUGCUCGAUUGGCAUUCUGGCCGUCCCCGUGACUACGCGGCUCUCACGCACCUACUUCUAUGAUCCUGGCCGCAACAUCAUCUUCUUGUGGACUGGUAUUGUCCUCGCGGGCCUGCUCAGUCUGACUGUGGAAUUCUAUCGCUCCGACCCGGUGCCCUGCGUCCUCGGAGACGGCCCAUUCGAGUAUGGCCAGACGUCAUGCGGCCUCGAUUAUUGCGUCGAUGGAGACGGAGGUCCAAAAUCACCCAUGAGGCGGAGCGCCACGAGCGAGAUCUACGUGAUCCCGGCUCCAUCGGCGCUCACGUUCAACGCCGCUACUCUCUCGGCGGCAGCUUGCUGCAUACCAGCAAUACUUUAUCUCAUCUCGACGUGGCUGAAGAUCCUCGAGCUCAACUGGAGGUCGCGUUUCGGCACGGGAGACCUGCAGCAGCAGAUCGAAGGGACAAACGGUGCCACCGUAGGAGGAAUGCUCCACAUCAACGCAGUGGUCGCAAGCUUCUUGAGCGUGUUGGAAAUCCUGCUCUUCGGGGCGGCCGUCGUGGCCAUCCUCAUCAUCGGCGAGUUGAACUUCUUUAGUGAGCAGAUGGGGUGGGAGGUAGAAUUGAUCCAGAGUGUCGGCCAAUGGGCGCCACUGGCCGGCACAGUCUUGGCGAUAAUAGGGUCUCUGUACCACCUGGUCGUUGCGGAUGCGGACGCUGUGGCUGUUGAGGAGAAUGGCGCGGACAGAAAGGAAUGCUGUUGCAAUUGCGCCCACCAUACACCCAACCAGCCACCUCUUUACAGGUCGCCGAGCAUCUUCGAUGGGUCGAGCACGCAUAGUAGCGGCAGCCGCCAUCAAGGCAUGCGAGAAGGUUUCGGCCUCGGGGUGAUGACUCCGGCGCUGCAUGAGGACAGCAUGCUGCACAGGGCCAGCACUGCCGAGGACACUGAAGGAGGAGACAAAGUCACGCUGAAGAGGACGCGGACGAUUGACGCGGCAAGUCGACGUCGGGUUGCAGAGGUCUUCAACUCCAUGGCAAACUACCUCGGCACUGCCGCGCACGACAGGUUUGACGAUUCCGACUUCAAGCAAGGGAAAGCGGUCGACUUCCCAGAGAUUCCUGGCGAGGCAGAACGCAACUCGAGGCUCGGAAACAUACGCGAAGCCUACAAUCCACAGCGCGAGCUGGACGGCAGCUUGACGCCCGAGCUCAGGCCGCAGCGGUCACGAGCGAGCAGUUUCAACUCGGCUUUUGCAUCUGGCGCCAUUCCAGAGCUGACCCUUGGCGCGUCGAGGCCUGCAUCGAUCGAUGACGUUCGGCCUCUGGCGGCAACAGCAGCACGCGCGGCAUCGAGAGGGCCGGUGCAGAGUAAAGCGCGGUCCAGCACGCUGCCGACUGAUAAAGCUCCGCGCCCAAGCUCUGACAUGGAUGAGCGCGUGCGACGACUGUCCGACGAGCGAGGCACGAAGAAACGCAGCAACACUCUGGAGGUGCCAGUUCUCGAGUACUCGAGCCACAUUCGCAACACCCUGAAGAAUUCCUCAAACGAUGUCGCCGACGCUGCUGUUGUAUCCGACGACAGACCAAGCACGCCUGCGAUUGUCGUCUCCGCCGAGCCCGAUGAUGUCUGGACCGCCACCAGGUCGUUUUCUCGAGAAUCCCCACACACAGAUUCACCAUGAGCACUCCCCAUCCGCGCAAAACACUCCAAAACGGCAAAAAUAAACGAUCAGGACCGUGCCUGACCGGCUCCAGCAUGCGGUGAGUGCGGAUCGAACGCACGACCUUCAGAUGAUAUUGAUAGAACCGAAGUGGUGGCUUCAGUCUGACGCUCUCCCAACUGAGCUAUCCCCGCUGUCGAGAUCGGUGAAGACACCUUGAUGACUUCAGCAAGCGCUUAUAACGUAUUGUGUUGUAGUCUGUGCAGAAUGGGGCUAGGGAAGACGGUCGCUUCGACGAAACGUUCGGCCAGAUCUGUCGUGUAAGUUGUAUACUUGAGGUUGUGUAGGGCGUUUGAUGCGCAUUUCUCGCAAGGAGCAUGGUCGAAGCGGGAGGAUAUAGAAUAAACGAAUAGACAUUGGGCAUUGCAAUCGUGGAAUUGUGCUAGAUUGAAGUUUCUUGGGCUGUCAAGCUGUGACAUUGUUGCAAUGCUGGCGACGAC